CGCACAUUAGUGUUAAUGAACAGCUCUGGGUGCUGUGACGCUCAGAUCGGAAGAAAACGCAGUUUUAACCGUCAAACAGAUGACUGACAGGACAUGGCUUUCCUCUAUCGUCAUGGCGAUGGUCUUUUUGGCCUAUCUCUUCCCAGUUGUCGCUACAGCCACGCCCUUUCCCAGGGAUCUGCAGCCAAUCAGUGUGGUGGGACUGGAGGACUCUCACCUGUAUCCCAGUUUUCAGGGUGUGAUGUCAGAAAAUGGCACCAAGCGUCUCAUUCUGGACUAUCAGCGUAUGAUCAGAAUCCAUCAGAUGCUUUACAUCGCUGCCAGGGACCACGUGUUUGUUGUGAAUCUCACCACUGCAGUAGAUCAGUUCAUUCCACAGCAGAUACUGACGUGGAGAUCUACAGACGUGUCCAAGUGCACAGUGAGGGGCAGAAACAGUGAUGAAUGUUACAACUACAUCAAAGUCCUGGUGCCUCGUAACGACGAGACUCUGUUUAUGUGCGGAACCAAUGCGCUCAAUCCGGCCUGCCGUAACUACAGGCUGAGUACACUGGAGCAGGUGGGACAGCAACUGUUGGGUCAGGCCAGAUGUCCAUUUGAGUCUCGCCAGUCCAACGUCGGACUGUUUGCAGCUGGUAAUUUCUAUUCGGCCACGGUGACUGAUUUCCAGGCGAGUGAUGCGGUCAUUUACAGGAGUUUAGGAGGAGAGGGGCGACCCGUCCUGCGUACGGUCAAAUACGACUCCAAAUGGCUCAGAGAACCUCAUUUCCUGCAUGCGGUGGAGUAUGGAAACUAUGUGUAUUUCUUCUUCAUUGAGAUUGCUGUGGAGCACACUGCAGCGGGGAAGGUGGUGUAUUCGCGAGUGGCGCGUGUGUGUAAGAACGACAGCGGUGGCUCCACGCGUGUACUCGAUCGCUACUGGACGUCGUUUCUGAAGGCGCGACUGAACUGCUCAGUUCCUGGAGAAACAUUCUUUUACUUUGAUGUUCUGCAGUCGCUCACUAACGUGCUGCAGAUCAACCAGAGACCUGCUGUGAUCGGAGUGUUUACUACACAGAUCAACAGCAUUCCUGGUUCAGCCAUCUGUGGUUUUUAUCUGGAUGACAUCGAGCGGGUGUUUAACGGGAAGUUCAAGGAGCAGAAGAACAGUGAUUCAGUGUGGACGUCAGUGCCGGAGGAACACGUGCCCAAACCACGUCCGGGUUUGUGUGCAGGUGAAGGCUCUGCAUCCUCGUUCUCCUCCUCUGUUCAGUUUCCAGAUUCAGUGCUGUCAUUUAUUAAAACACACCCGCUGAUGGACGAGUGUGUGCCACCAGUCAACAACCAACCGCUGAUCACCAACACUGCCAGCAGGUAUAAACUGACUCAGAUUGUUGUGGAUACGACCGCUGGGCCUCAUAAGAACCGCACCGUUGUGUUUCUGGGUUCUGAAGAUGGACGAGUUCUGAAGAUUCUGACCGGCACUCAAGCAAACAGCUCUCACAGCUCCAAACUACUGGAGGAGAUGGAUGUGUACAACCCCACACAGUGUAACGGUGAUCGUAGGAUCUUGGGUCUGGAGUUGGAUAAGGAGCAUCACGCUCUGUUUGUGGCCUUUUCCAGCUGCAUCAUCAGAGUUCCUCUGAGCCGCUGCGCCCGACACGCCACCUGCAAGAGACGCUGCCUGUCCACUCAUGACCCAUACUGCAUCUGGCUGCGCACAGGACGCUGCGCUGACGUGGCCCCGGGAUUCAAGGCGGGAUUUGAGCAGGACAUUGAUGGAGAACAAAUACAGUUACCAGACGCAUGCAACGAUGUAAUCUCAACAGCAGUAAAUAUUCAAAACUCCCCUUUGGAUUCAGUCUCUGGAGUGAAGCAGUCUCCUGCUGCUGAGAGUUUGAGUAACGGUUAUCAUUUCACUCUGCUGGGCGCGUGUGUGCUGGUGGCCUUUGUGUUGGGAUCGUUUGUGUCGGGUUUGCUGGUGUCGUGUUACUGCAGUCAGAGAGCUCGACAAACGCAAGAGCCCGAAGCAUCACCCCCAAACGCGCUCUCGCUCAACAGCCUCGCCAAACUCAACCACCUCAUGGACGCCAAGCCAGACAAGAGCGAUGUCACAUCCUCCCAGAUGUACAGCCUCGGCCCUCCGUGCAGACAGACUCCAAUCAAACCACAUGACAUGGGUGAAACGUCAGGUGCAUCUGGCAGAGAAGAGUUGAUCUUGACUUUGCCCACUCCGGAUUUGACUCCAGAACUACCCAUUAAGAAUAUCAAGGCUUCCAACAACCAAUGGGAGAGAAGCCACGCCCACAACACUAUGGAAGGAAGCAUACUUCGGCCCACGUUGGCGCUCACUCAGCAGGUAUUUCCUGUAACUCAGAGCGUCUCUAUAAAUCAGACUCUUCCAUGGAAACACACGCCCUCAGAAGGGUACAAAAUGCAGAAUGAGGUGGGCGGGGCAACCGUGAUGACCUCAUCACUGUUGCCAGGGGACAUUAUAUUGGACCCAGGGUCGUACAGCCGGGCAAUGCAGUCGACGUCAUAUUACAGUUGUUUAACACUUCCGCGAGAAACGGCAAACACUACGGCCGAAUCCACAGCGUUUAAGCGGAUUUCCCUUCAAACUCUUCCCGGACAGCAGGGUGGCAGCAGAGAGCCGGUGUCGUACGCCCAUACGAAGCGGCACGUGCUUAUAAAGAUGGGCAACGGGAUCACAACAGCCCGGCAACACAGUUUUAACCACAAAGCUGUGCUGCCACCACCAAGCCUAUCCGCGCACAGCGGCGGAAACAUCUACGAGAUUCACAGGCCGCUAAUCGUGGGCGGCUCGUGUCUGACGCGACAGCACAGCUACAGUGAACCGCCUCACCUGCAGAAGGCGGCGAUCAUCAGACGCACGGCGUCCCUGAAACCACAGAUACCCCCGAAACCCGUAAACAUCCGCCCCAAAACACUGCUCCUGCCAUCUGCCGCCCACAUCAACACACACGGCAACCAUAACUAUUGACCUCAGGCCCGUAUGCGCUGUAUACUGCCGACUAUUAUUUUAAAAAUGGUAUGUGAAACUGUUUCCAGUAUACAACAAUUCUUUACAAUGUUGUGGCUUUUGUCACUUUAAUAAUGAGAGGACCAUGAACUGGUUACAGGACACAAUAAGAGAAGGGAAAUGGGAUCAGGAAACGACACAAGCUGAGCACAUUCACUUCCUGCCCAGGUGGCGUCUAAUAGAGCGCAACAGUCUGGCUCCAGAAAUAAAAAUGCAUUCAUUUUCUCCCUAGGGUGAAGCAAUAGCAGUAACUUCUAAACCUUUAAAGCCAAACCGUGAGCUCUUGAGCUUGUUAAUCCAUGGUAAAUGUCAUUUGAACUUCCUGGUGAGGAACUACACUACCCAUGAUCCCGAGGGGGGAAAUCCACCAAUCAGGGUAUCGCUGCAAACUAAGCGCACCAAAAGAGCUCUGCAGCUCCGCCCACUCCCAUGAUGCACUGCGAAUGAUGCAAUGGAGUCGCCCUCCCUACGCUCAAAGGACUGAUAUAUGUUUAACUUAAAUACAUUGUUUCUGCACUUCAAAUCAACCGGUUUAGAUCAGUAGCUUUAUAUUUGGAUGACAUCAUUCGCAAUGCUUCUGUGUUUUUGUCUGAUUUUCAAACAUGUUGUUUCGCUUCGAAUCGAAGUUUCUAAUGUUGCGAUCGGCCUCGGAGCCGGUCCGUUUGGUGCACAAGGCUUCUGAAGGAUUGAUGAAAUCCCUAUGGAGAAAACACUAUUUAAAGUGAACGAGCACUGUUGCGCUCUGCUGCAGUAUCUCACCAGCAUCACUUCAGACUUCUUGACAUUUUAAUGCAAACACUGAACAGACACGUGUGUAAUCGGAGAGGGGGUGUUUUCGGUUUCACACAUGAACAGAUAUAUAUAUAACAUCAAUGUUUAUACGAACAGCUGUGUGGACUCAUUUUAAUGUGUUUGUAUUCAUUUGUUCCUUGCAAGCUGUUUUAGAAAAGGGACCAAAGUUAAAAGACCACAGGUGAAGAUGCUGACACUAACCCCGCCCCCAGUGCAGUGUCUGUUCAUCUGAG
Messenger RNA from Xyrauchen texanus (razorback sucker), 4047 nucleotides. RefSeq names its product sema domain, transmembrane domain (TM), and cytoplasmic domain, (semaphorin) 6D (gene sema6ca). The record is from RefSeq and is a predicted model, not a curated record. Lineage: Eukaryota; Metazoa; Chordata; Actinopteri; Cypriniformes; Catostomidae. Gene Ontology annotation, molecular function: chemorepellent activity; semaphorin receptor binding. The coding region runs from base 80 to 2983 and encodes 967 amino acids. Gene Ontology annotation, biological process: axon guidance; positive regulation of cell migration; semaphorin-plexin signaling pathway. The transcript has 18 exons.